AUGGUGGGCCUCUUAUCGGGUUGGCUCACCACGCAGGCCAUGGCCACAUGCAAAACCGACACAAGCUCCUCCUCGAUGUUCUUGUACCUCGACAGCUCCCCAUCAAAAACCUCCGCCGUCCACUCUUCCUUCACCAUCGACCGAACCCAACCGGGCAAGUCCGCCGCCGGCCCAUCGGACCCUGACGGGGCCCGGCCCGUUAACACCUCGAGCAUCAACACCCCAAACGCGUACACAUCGGCCUCCCUCGUUAGGACCUUGCUCACAGCCUGCUCGGGGGCCCGGUAUCCUCCGAGCACGGCAAUUGCGCGGGCCGGGCUCUGGAAUAGUGUCAGCCCGAAAUCAGAUAUACGGGCCACACCGUCCUUGUCGAGCAAGACGUUGGACGACUUCACGGCCCCGUGCGGGGCCCGCGGGCCCACGUGGUCGUCGUGGGCCCUGGCGACCCCCCGAGCGGCCCCGAGGAUGAGCCCGAUUCUCGUGGUCCACUCUCAACCUCACGAUGUUCGGAUGCCUCAAAUUCCCAAUCAAAUCCAUACACCGCUCGAAUUCUUUCCGGUCGGACGAGCUAAUGUCCUUCAACCUCUUCACCGCCACAGUUCCCCUAUUUCCCUCGAGCACGGCCUUGUAAACUGUGCCCAAAUUACCCUUCCCAAGCACCUCGGCCGAUGCACGGAGUAA
This is a messenger RNA of Striga asiatica, 681 nucleotides long. Lineage: Eukaryota; Viridiplantae; Streptophyta; Magnoliopsida; Lamiales; Orobanchaceae. The record is from the annotation of a GenBank genome assembly.